ACAGCAGAGGAAGAAGCAUGUUUGUUUCAUCAAAUGUUUUCAAGAGAACACGUGGAGAAAAUGAAGUUUAUUUUUACUUUGAUCUCAGUGUGUAUGGUGCUUGGCCAUGUUGGGUUCAGUGUUGAGACAGAUGGAGUGUCAGCAUCAGUGAUGGAGGGAGAUUCAAUCACUCUAAACACUAAUGUUGAAACAAACCGACAAGACAGAAUUAAAUGGUAUUUUAAUGGCAUUCGAAUAGCUCAAAUCAAUAGAAAUCAGAGUAAGAUUUGUACAGAUGUUCAGUGUAAUAAUGGUAAUGAAGGAUUUAGAGACAGACUGAAGCUGAAUCAUCAGACUGGAUCUCUGACCAUCAUGAACAUCAGAACUGAACACACUGGAGUUUAUCAGCUACAAAUCUUUAGCAGCAGCAGCAGUGAUAGAACCUUCAGUGUUUCUGUCCAUGGUGUUUCUGCUGCCGCACGAGAUGAAAUGAAGAUAAAGUCAAAGAAGGAGGGAGAUUCUGUCACUUUAGAUCCUGAUGUAAUGAGAAAACCAAAUUAUGUGAUGGCGUGGUAUUUUAAUGAAACUUGUAUUUCUGAAAUCACUGGAGAUCAGUGUAAGAUCUGUACAAACGAUCAGUGCAAAAACAGGUUCAGAGACAGACUGAAGCUGGAUCAACAGACUGGAUCUCUGAUCAUCAUGAACAUCAGAACCACAGACUCUGGACUCUAUACAGUAAAUAUCAGCAGCAGCAGAUUCAGCAUCAUAAAGAGCUUUGUUGUUGCUCUUAUUGAUUCACAUGUAGAAACUCCAGCACUGGAUCUACAUCCAGGCAUAAAUAAAAUAUUGUUAAAUGUAAUCAUAGCACUUCUAGUUGUGGCUUCAGCUGUUGGUGUGAUUUACAGUCUAUUCAGGAAAUAUAACGGAAAAAGACAAAAGUAUGGUGUGGACUCAGUGUCAAUAACAGAGGGAGAAUCUGUCACUCUUAUGACUAAUAUUGAAAUACAAAGAAAAGAUCAGAUUCUGUGGAAAUUUGGAGAUGACAACACUCCUAUAGCUAAAAUCAAAGGAGGUUAUAAGACCUCUGUACAUGAUAAUGAUGAUGAGAGAUUCAGAGACAGACUGAAGCUGGACAAGAAGACUGGAUCUUUGAUCAUCACAAACACCAGAACCACAGAUGCUGGAGUUUAUACUCUACAGGUCAACAGAAAUGGGAAAACCUCAUUUAAGUUGUCCAGUGUUUCAGUCUAUGUGAAGUCAGUGUCAGUGAUGGAGGGAGACUCUGUCACUCUACAUGUUGACCUAACUGAAACAGAGAAAGCUGAGCAGAUACUGUGGAUGCCUAGAACUGAAAACACAUGUAUAGCUGAAAUCAACAAUUUGGACAAUAAAGUCGCAUGUUACAAUGAUGCUCUUAAUGGGAAAUUCAAAUACAGACUGCAGCUGGAUCAUCAGACUGGAUCUCUGACAAUCAAGAACAGCAGAAUCACAGACUCUGGAGUUUAUCAACUGAAGAUCGUCAAAAAUAAAGAAACCUCACUGAAGUUAUUCAGUGUUUCUGUCUCUUGCUCCAAUGCAAACAGAAUUAAGUCAGAAGAAACCAUUGUGCCUUGGAUGAAUAGACUUUCAGUUGCUUCAGUAUGAAACUACUUUAAUAUUUCUACUUGCUGAAGGCUCUAAAAUUAUUUCUAGAAUAUUCUAGAAACCCAUUACUUUGUGUUUGAGGAACAGUUAAAAAUUGUUUGACUAUGUCAAAGUCAACAUUUUUGAACUCUUUGCGAGAUCUUGAAACGUUUA
Molecule: messenger RNA, 1776 nt
Organism: Labeo rohita (rohu)
Lineage: Eukaryota; Metazoa; Chordata; Actinopteri; Cypriniformes; Cyprinidae
Exons: 7
Coding region: 34-1623 (529 amino acids)
Source: RefSeq, a predicted model, not a curated record